UUAUCACGAGUAAUAUAGAGAACUGUUCAUUUCCGAGAAAGUCAGUCUGCAAGUCUUCCAUUCCAAAGUUGAGAAUUGACUGGAAAUCAAUUUUGAAAGACACCGGAAAAGGAUUCUGUUGCGGAAGUAAACCGGAAGUGACGCAAACAUCCACUUGAACCAUGCGUGAAUGGAGGUGACCUUACUUAUCAUCAACUUGUGAAGUAAAGGAACUUGCGGUGGACAUUACAAGUCAACCCAGUCUGGUUUAGAUUCCAAACGUGACUUUGCUGUGCGAGCAGGACGAACUGAGAUGGCAGAGGCACACCAGGCACGUGUGCAAAAUGUGGUGGAAGAAAUGGUCCAAAUCCUGGAGAGGGACAACAUCCGUGUAAUGCAGGCAGGUGUUUUUAUCUGUGGAAACAUAAUCUGCGCAUGUAUUGCUUUGUGUGUUUCUACCACACUGAUCUGUGCAGCACCCGUGUCCAUCGUGUGUGUAUGUGUGUUCUCGCUGCAGGGUCGCAUGUUCAGCUGCAGUGCAGACUGCUGUGAUCGUUCCACGGACUCCAUGUCGGUGGUGCAUCGGUGCAUCGAGAGGUGUCACACGCCUCUGGCCCAAGCUCAGGGACUGGUCACUUCAGAGCUGGAGAAGUUUCAGGACCGUCUGAGCCGAUGCACGAUGCACUGCAAUGAUAAGGCAAAGGAUCUGUUUGACUCCGGCGCUAAAGAGCCGGCUGUUCGAUCCCUGAUGGACAGCUGUGUGGGCAGUUGUGUGGACGACCACAUAAACCUGAUUCCCAGCAUGACCCGAAGAAUCAAAGACAAUUUGAACUCUAUUCAGCAGUAAGGAGAGGGAUGGAUAACUGCAGUCUGUCCUGGAGACUCAGUCUGAGGUCAUUACACAUGCAGAAGCUCAGGGUCACCCAACUCAGCCAGUAUGACCAGUAAUAACUGAAGAAUAGAGGUCUGUAAUACCAUGAAAGAAUGGAGAGUGAAGUUUAACAUGGAUUGUGCGAUACAAAAGAGUGACUCUAAAUGCUGCUGUAGUGGAGGUUUAAAACUCCCCACUGUCAGAUUUGUUUUCUUACUAUGUGUAAUCUACAAACUAGAAUCUCCCUGUAAAUGAGGAACUGAACGUUUUGUUGGGUUUAGGUUUGGAAAACCAGGUGUUGAAUCUGGUGGCGCAUUCUCGUUUAUGAACAAGAUGCCAACUCAAACACGCAUUGAGGAAGAGAAGUGUGUAUUAACAAAGAUAAAUAGGAAAAACUCACUCGGUAUGUAUCCGAGUAUCGCAUUUUAUAAUACCAGAAUAGAGUGCACCACCGAACAGUCCACAUGUGGAUCUAUUCUUGCAUUUUGAAUGUACUCAAUGUUCAACUCUUUCUGACCUUUCUCUCGUGUGAGCCUUCUCACCUCUUGUUCUUUAUUUUUUUGUCAUUACAUUGUUGAGUUCUGUGAUUGUCUUACCUCAAGAUGUGUGUUUAUAUAUCUGUAUUAAAAUUAUUGUAGCUGUA
Molecule: messenger RNA, 1493 nt
Organism: Pseudoliparis swirei
Lineage: Eukaryota; Metazoa; Chordata; Actinopteri; Perciformes; Liparidae
Gene: timcc
Product: family with sequence similarity 136 member A
Exons: 2
Coding region: 293-826 (177 amino acids)
Cellular component (GO): cytoplasm
Source: RefSeq, a predicted model, not a curated record